Messenger RNA from Zea mays, 1184 nucleotides. Its product is annotated as probable aquaporin TIP3-2. Gene Ontology annotation, molecular function: water channel activity. Gene Ontology annotation, biological process: transmembrane transport; water transport. Lineage: Eukaryota; Viridiplantae; Streptophyta; Magnoliopsida; Poales; Poaceae. Bases 196 to 993 code for a protein of 265 amino acids. The record is from RefSeq and is a predicted model, not a curated record. The transcript is spliced from 3 exons. Gene Ontology annotation, cellular component: plant-type vacuole membrane.
GCGCAAACGGCCAGACGUGAUCUCUCGCCCACGUGUCCCUUGCCCCUGUCCAGCUGUCCCCUCCGGAGCCUGCAAAGAACUCCCCACCCAGCUAUCAACUAUCAUUUCCGGCGCUGAAAAGGAGAGUGACACUCAACACUGCAGAAAUCAGAUUCGGAGCUUCGGGGGAAAAAGGCAGGCACAGUAUCGUCGAACAUGCUGCCAGGUCGCCACCCGGCGCGCCGGGCCGACACCACCGGGACGGGGCCGCUCCUGCCGGACGCCACUCGCGCGGUGGUGUCGGAGUUCGUCGCCACAGCCAUGUUCGUGUUCGCCGCCGAAGGCUCCGUCUACGGCCUCUGGAAGCUGUACAAGGACACGGCAACGCCGGGCGGCCUGCUCGCGGUGGCCAUCGCGCACACGCUGGCGCUGGUGGCCGCGGUGGCGGUAGCGAGCAACGCGUCGGGUGGGCACGUCAACCCUGCGGUCACGUUCGGCCUGCUCGUGGGCCGUCGCAUCUCUUUCGGCCGUGCCGCGGUAUACUGGCUCGCGCAGAUGCUCGGCGCCGUGGUCGCGUCGUUGCUGCUAACGCUCGUCUCCGGCGGCACGCGUCCCGUGGGCUUCGGGCUCGUCCGCGGCGUCCACGAGCGGCACGCGCUCCUGCUAGAGGCCGUCAUGACGUUCGGGCUCAUGUACGCCGUGUACGCCACCGCGGUGGAUCACCGGAGCCGGGGCGGCGCGGUCGCGAUCGCGCCCCUCGCCAUCGGCUUCGUCCUGGGCGCGAACAUCCUCGCCGGCGGCCCGUUCGACGGCGCCGCGAUGAACCCGGCGCGGGCGUUCGGGCCCGCGCUCGUCGGCUGGAGCUGGCGCCACCACUGGGUCUACUGGGUCGGGCCACUGAUCGGCGCCGGGCUGGCUGGCGGCUUGUACGAGUUUGUCAUGGUUGAGCAGGAGCCCGAGGCGCCGGCGCCAGCUGCAGUUCCUCGGAUGCCAGUGGCCUCUGAGGACUACUGAUGUAGGUGUACAUGUAUUGUAUCCCUACCGUUUGUAUUUUCACUGUGUAUCGUAUGGGUGUACCGUGUAUCUAGGAGACUAGGACCGAGCUUGGCAUCUGCUUUAGAGGCACGUCAUAGACUUUUUGGAUAUUCCCAAGAACCCUUACUACUAGAUCAAAAUAAACACAGACAUGAAUCGAUUUCUGCGCA